CUGCAAUAGCUUUCCUUCAGAAUUCUCAAAUAUCGUCAAACAAAUGGAAGUGCGAAGAGCACACAAGCUUGUUGAGAAAUCUCAGGUUGCUUCAGCAUCAUCAGCAACAACCUCGUCGCUUCCCCUCUCUUUCCUUGACUUGCCCUUAGCCGGUCCUAUUUACGUCAAACGCCAAUUUUUCUAUCAUUUUUCCCAUUCCACACAACAUUUCUGUGAAACCACACUCCCCACUCUCAAACACUCUCUCUCUCUUACCCUUCAACAUUUUUUCCCUCUCGCUGGAAAUCUCCUCUGUCCACCACCACCCCACAAACCCUUCAUUCGCUGCACCGAUCAUGACUCUGUCACCUUCACCAUCAUUGAGUCCCAAGCUGAUUUCCAACUUCUCUCAUCCAACCACCCCAAAAGUCUCAAAGACUUGGAUCACUUGGUUCCUACGUUGACAUUCACAAACGUGCAUGAUGAUGACACGUUCACUUUCCCUUUAGUGGCAUUGCAAGUCACAGUUUUCCCCAACCAUGGCCUUUGCAUCGCCAUCACAUAUUGUCAUGUGAUGGAUGGUAAGUGUUGCAGUCAUUUCAUGAAGUGUUGGUCUUCCAUUUGUCGAAGCGGUGGCGUUGACUUGACACUUGUGGAGAAGUCUCCACCGUGCUUUGCUAGGGGAGUGUUGAAGGACCCCAAUGGACUCGAGGCCAUUUUCUUAAGAGACUAUUUUGAAGAGAGGUCAACUUGGAAGGAAAAACUCAUUGGUCAAACUUAUAAAAGUUCCGGUGGUGAUGCUGAUGAGGACUUUGUUAAGGCAACGAUUGUUUUUAGAAGAGAUGACAUCGAGAGGCUGAAAAGAUGGGUGUUGGACCAGUGGAAGGAAAGUGAGGAAUUCAACGUGCCACAAUAUGUAUCAAAAUUUGUGGUGACGUGUGCUUUUGUGUGGGCUUGUUCGGUUAGAACAAGAUGCAGAAAUGAUGAAGAAGAAAAGGAGAAAGAGGAGUAUUUUCGUUUUGCUGCAGAUUGCAGAGAUCGCCUUGAGUAUCCUGUGCCAAAAACAUAUUUUGGAAACUGCUUAACGUUAUGUUAUGCAAUGCUAAAGAGAAAGGAUCUCAAGGGAGAGAGUGGUUUUGUGAAUGCGGUCAAGGCCAUUGAAAAGGCAUUGACUGAUAUGAGAAGUGAACCCUUUAAAGAUGCAGAAAACUGGAGGGCGUCGUUUAAGAAGAUGUUUGUGUUGGGAAGUACAUUGCUAGUUACAGGGUCACCCAACUUCACUGUUUAUGAGACUGAUUUUGGAUUUGGAAGGCCUAACAAAGUGGAAAUGGUGCAUCCCUUUAAGUGCAUGUCUCUAACUGAAAGUGGAGAUGAGGAAGGAGGACUUGAGGUUGGCUUUGUGUGUAGAAGUACCGAAUUUGAAUAUUUCGUUUCUGUCAUCGAACAAGAACUUAAAGCUUCCAAAUCCUAAAUCUCUUUGUGUGAUCUUUAAAUUGAAAUUAAGCAUAGCUCUGUCCAAAUGGUAAAUUUGUGUCAAUAAGUCAUCAUGGUUGAUGUUAACUUCCUUGACUGCAAUAAGGAUAUUUAAUUAGGUUCGUGUUUAGUAACUUGGUAAUUUAUGUCGUAUGAUUUCAAGUGGAUGAAUUUUAAUGUUUUCUGAUAUGAUCAAUAUUAUUAGGUAAGUUAGAUUUCAUAAACGUAGUUUAUUAUAACAUUUUGGUUUAAUCCAAGAAUAUAUC
Messenger RNA from Cajanus cajan (pigeon pea), 1718 nucleotides. NCBI's taxonomy places the organism in Eukaryota, Viridiplantae, Streptophyta, Magnoliopsida, Fabales, Fabaceae. The record is from RefSeq and is a predicted model, not a curated record.